Molecule: messenger RNA, 5034 nt
Organism: Phycodurus eques (leafy seadragon)
Lineage: Eukaryota; Metazoa; Chordata; Actinopteri; Syngnathiformes; Syngnathidae
Gene: fam13a
Product: family with sequence similarity 13 member A
Exons: 24
Coding region: 229-3345 (1038 amino acids)
Biological process (GO): signal transduction
Source: RefSeq, a predicted model, not a curated record
GAGGAGAGGAAGGAAGCGAUAUAAUAAUGAAGAAAAAAAAGAAAACCAGCGAGUGACAUAACUUUACCUGCGUCUUUAGCACACUCCGAAGCCCUUUCUUGUCGCUAUGGGAUAAUUUAAUGGCAUAUUUAGGUGCGAAAAUGGCCCCAUAUAUGGGGAGGGAAGUUCACUCCAGACGAGUUUAAGGAGAGACGCAUUUCUUCCCCCAUCCUUACCUUGUGUGGAAGAAUGGGGGCCGGAGCUCUGACCAUCUGUCACAACGAGGCGGCAGUGCAGGUGAAGGAGGAUAUGAAGAAGAUGGUUCAGAUGCCCGUGCUGAGACCACGCUCGGUGGCGGCCAAGCAGACCAGGCUGUUCGGGGCGCCCCUCCCCGAGCUGCAGGAGAGGGGCCUGACUGAGGACGGUGUGCCCCUGGUAGUGCACAGGAUGGUGGAGCACCUGCGCAACCAUGCGCUGCAGCAGGAGGGUUUGUUCCGGGUGAACGGCAGUGUGCGGGCCGUGGAGGCCCUCCGGCAGCGCCUGGAGAGCGACCAAGCCGCCGAUAUCGACAGCGACGUGGACACGUGCACAGUGGCCAGCCUGCUCAAAAGGUACCUGAGAGACCUCCCCCAAGGCCUGGUGGAGCCUGCAGUCCAAAAGGCGCUGGUGCACCACUACCAAGAGUUUGGCGACGAGGUCUCCUGCUCAGGCCUGAGGCAGCAUCUGAAGCAGCUACCGGGCGUCCACCUCAGCCUACUGCGUUACCUGUGUCACUUCCUCACGCUGGUGGAGGGCAACCAUCAGGACAACCGCAUGAACGCCCACAACCUGGCCACCGUGUUCGGACCCAGCGUCUUCCACGUGGCUCCUGGUUUUGAGGCCCUGAACGAGCAGAACAUCUGCAACAAGAUCCUGGUCCGGUUCAUCCAGAACUACAGCAGCGUAUUCGAAGAAGACACAAAAGACGAAGAAAAAGAAGAACAAGACGACGUCAUCCUGGUGAAGGUUCGACAUCAUGAUGCAGUACCUUUGUGCCAAGCCAACAGCAGCACACAUGUGAGGCCUAGGAAGAAGAAGGUGAGGAAAGCCAAGACUGAUGGGGGUGCCCCUCAAGCGCCUGCCUUCCCCGGGCACCUGGUAACAAUGCCACUGCCCCGUGGCGGGGGGCCUCUCGGCGUACCGAUAGUGGUGCCUCUGAGAAGCGUCAGCCCUGCGGAGGUUAUAGAGACGCCUCGCGGGGACACCCCUGCCCCUGCCUGUUCCCAUGUUAACCUGAAUGUCAGCGGCCAGGAAGAUGAGAGGCCAAUAUCUCCUUUCUACAUGAGCCCCCACUGCUCCCCUUUAGUUCGCUCACCUGAUGCCAUCAAAAUCCUGGAGAGGACCAUCCGUUCGACCGUAGAGCAGCACCUGUUCGAUGGCCAUCAUGCUUCAGACGGUGGGGAGCUGACCCUGCAACGGCUCGUUUCAACAGCAAGACAGCGACGACGGCACCGCAGAGAGCAGCAGGACGACGGCUCCGGAUAUAGAGACAGAAGCAGAACGGACACCAACAAGGAGAAUAUCCCAACAUUAGAAGACAAGAGCAGCUGUGGUAGAAACUUGAGGGAGGACACAGCCAUUGUUGGCGUAGUCUCACAUGGUGGGCAGAGCACUCAGGUGGUGUGCGCGCCAAAAUCCAGGAAGUGGAAACACAAUCUGACGCUGGCGCAGCUCAACCAGGACGCCGACAGAGAAUCUGCUGCCAUGUCGGCAACCUUUGAGGGAACCAGGCCCAGCCGCAUGGAGUCCUAUAAGAAAAGGAAUGAUGCUUCAAGAAAAGAUGACCUUCCUUCCACCUCACAGACGCUAAGGAUGAAGAUCCAGGAGUCGUCCGUCGUGGCCUGCGGCGGCGGGGAGGUGUAUGAUCCCGAGCGGGACAAGGCGAGCUGUGAGGACAUGCCCCGCCAGGACAACAACUGGGGAGAACCGGUGCCGGCUUACUCCGCAUUACAGCGAGAGAGCACAGACCGCGAGGAGGCCCGUCUGUCGCCACACGCCGGUAGCCGCCUCAUCCGCCAGCUGCUGGAGGAGGACAGCGACCCCAUGCUGUCCCCCCGCUUCUACGCUUACGGCCAGUGUCAGCAGUACCUGGACGACACCGAAGUGCCGCCGUCGCCGCCCAACGCCCACUCCUUCGUCAGUCGCAGGAGGAGCUCCUCUUUAGGCUCCUGCGAUGACGACAAAGAGGAGCUGACCACCGCACAGCUCUCCAAGAGGAUCCAUGUCCUAAAGAAGAAGAUCCACAGGUUUGAAGAGAGGUUCGAAGAUGAGCGGAAAUACCGGCCUUCCCACGGCGACAAAGCUGGAAACCCAGAGGUGCUGCGAUGGAUGAACGAGCUGGCCAGGCUGCGCAAAGAACACAAAGAACACAAGCUGAUGAAAUCUGAGGAGGACCUUCCGCCAUUGACGCGGCAACGCAGCAACACGCUGCCCAAGAGCUUUGGAUCGCAGCUGGAGAAGAAACCCACGCAGGAGAAGGUGCCCAAGCCCCCCGUGGAGAGCACGCUAGAGGGCAUCCUCAAGAAGUUGCAGGAGAAGCGCCAGGAGGUCGACCGGCCCGAGGACAUCAAGGAUAUGACCAGAGAGCAGAUUGGAGCUGAGAAACUGGCCCUGCAGAAAGCUCUCCUCUACUACGAGAGCAUCCAUGGACGGCCUGUGACCAAGAGCGAGCGGCAGAUCAUGAAGCCGUUGUACGACAGGUACCGGCUGGUCAAGCAGAUCCUGUGCCGAGCCUCCGCCAUCCCAGUCAUUUGCGGCGGCGGCGGCGGCGGCGCUACAACCUCCACGCCGGUUAACGGCUACUUCUCAACGUCACCGCAGGGCUCGCCCUCCAGCAAGCGCCGAGGCCCCCUGCUGCAGCCCAUUAUCGAGGGCGUAACCGCGCUUUUCUUCGACGACACCAAGGAGGAAGAGGACGGCUCCGAGGACGAUGGUGACGCCAAGACGCAGUUCUCGGUCACCGCUCGGCCUGAGCUAAACGUGCUCAGCUUCCUGGGCCACGUGGACGAGGAAGUGGACGGUUUUAUUUCCCCAGUGGACGAACUGAUGCCCUCCAAGAACGUGACUGACAUGCGCUUGUCCAACCUGCACUCCGCAAGCACAAAAGAUCUUGUGGAGCAGCUCCAAGAGACCCGUGAGGAGAAGAAGCGAAUCCGCAAGAAUCUCAAAGAGUUUGAGGACCAGUUCUUUCAACAGAAUGGAAGGAACGUUCAGAAGGAGGACCGCUCGCCUCUCGCCACCGAGUACAACGAGUACAAGCACGUCAAAGCCAAACUGAAGCUACUGGAGGUCCUCAUCAGCAAAAGAGAGUCCACCAAGUUCAUAUGAGCAAAAUCAAAGACUUUUGUCGUGACAGUUUGGAUCAAGUUGUCCCGAGCGCUGCCGAGAACCCCAAAUCUUCACCGCAAACAAUCAAGCUUAUAAUGUCUACUAAUUUAUUUGUGUCCGUUUGUAACGCAACAACAAUCUUUCUCACCUUUUACCAUAGAAGUCUUAAAAAUGAUACACAUGAAAUGGUAUUUUUUAAAAUGUUGUCAGGAAGAUGGCGCAGGAUAUUUUUGUACAGGAGACUUUAUAUUUGUUGGAGAUUUAACAUCUGACCUGACCUCUGUAGAAGAAUGCUCGCUAGAGGCCAAACUGAUUGUUUUGCUAGCUAUCUUAAAAUGAGUAUUGUGGGCCACAAUUAAAAUGGAAAAAUAAAAUUAUAAAUAUAUUAAAUUAUUAAUGAAGUCGUAGAAUUACUGGAAUAAUUUGUAAUUCACGGCAAAAAAAUGUUAAGUUGUAUUUUUUUCUGAGAAAAAGGUACUAUAUGAAAAGACCCACAUUUUAGUGAGGAAAUAGUUGUCAUUUUUAUGGGGAAAAAAAUAGAAUUUGCAAGACUUAAUGAAUAUUCUGCAAAAUAAUUUAGUGUAAGGAAAACAAAUAUUGCAAAUGUUGUGAUAAACUAGUCAUUGCGGGGGGGAAAAGAUGUAAAAUUGAGAACCUUUUGCAAAAAAAAAACAAAAAAAAACUAUAAUAAUGUGAAAUUGCCAGCCAAAGUAGUAUUUUUGCACAAAUACAGAAACAAAACCAUGUGGGAAUUUGUGAGAUCCAAAUUUUAGUAAACUAAUUGUAGUGGGAAAAUAUUUGUAAUUUUUACAAGAGGAAAAGAGAAAAUGUGCAAUACCUAACAACAUUUAUAUUGCACAAAUAAAAAAUAAUUUUCUUAGAUUAAAAAAGCUUUAAUAUUGCAAGAUUAAUUUUUAUUUUUACGUGAAUAAAGUCACAAUUUAACAACACAAAAAAAUAAUUUGGGGAGAACACAAUCUUUGAUUAUACCAUAAAUUUUUAAUAGUAAAAAAAAAACAAUGCUUCCACUUAUUUGGUGACUUUUUCUCAUAAAAAUGACAACUUUCUGUUACAGAUUUACAAUAAAUUUGGUUCUAUUGUAAUUGCACUGGUUUCCACUUUUUCCCCCCCAAAUAAUUUCGACUCUUAUUGUUGAUGUUUGUUGAAAAUCAUGUCUACAUUUUUUUUUGUCCUAAUCAAAACCAAAAUCUUCAUAUUUACUAUAAAAAGCAAAAAACUAAAAAUGGGCGCAAUUUUUAUUGCCUCCCUUUUUUUGUCAUUUUUUUUUAACGUGGCCCAUAAUACUUGCAUAUAGUACAAUUCUAAGACUCAAUGUGUAUUUCGUGCUCACUAGCAACAUCGGACUAGUAUGUCUGUUCAUUGUAGUCCACAAGUGUACAAAUCUUUGGUGUAAAAGAAAAAAUAAUAAUAACAAUAAAUGUCCAAAUGUUUUCCCUCCUGCUGUAAAUGUGGACAACGUAUGCGUAUGUUUACAUUUGUGUGAGCACGUACGUUUCUGUUCCUCUUUCUCCAAAAUGGAUAUGGACGAGUUAAUCUGUGUGAAUUUCGUUUUUAUUGAACACAAGCACUGGCGAGGGUUCGUGCAUUGAGAGUGUGUACAUUUUAGUACAUAAACUGUAUUUGUAUUUUGUACAUAUGAAUGAAAAAAAUACAUUUUUACUGACUCUU